AUGACUCCUCUUCUAUCAAAAUGACAUGGAGGGAUGCACAGGCAUACUGCAGGCACAGCUACACUGAUCUGGUCACUGUCAGAAACGAACAAGAAAAUGAACGUUUUAUUGACUACGGCUGGAUCGGAUUAUACCGAGAAGAUGCAGCAAGUCCAUGGAAAUGGUCCCAAGGUGAUGAGAUAGCCAACUUCACCAUGUGGGACACUAAUGAACCAAAUGCACAGGGAAACUGUGUUUUUAAGAAAGAUGGAAAAUGGGUAGCCAGCAAUUGUGAUUGGACGCGAUAUUUCACAUGUUAUACUAUCCCUUUGGUUCUGGUGAAGGAGAAUAAGACGUGGGAGGAGGCAUUGGAUCACUGCAGGUCUCUGGAUAGAGUCAACACAAAUAAUCCAACCUUUUCAGACUGGAACCACCGCUACAACCUGGUCACGCUGAUCUCUCCAUUUGACCAUACUUAUGCACGAAAGAGAGCACAAGAGGCUACCACUGAUGAGGUGUGGACAGGCCUGUGUAACCUGGCUGGUAAGUGGUUGUGGGUGAGUGGAGAGCAGAUGCAAUAUGAAAAUAUUCCAAGCUGCCCAUCUCACAGCUUUUGUGGCGUCCUUGAGAAGAACGGUACUGCAUCCUUCAGUAUGAGAAACUGCCAGCUGAGAAGGAACUUCUUCUGCUACAAGAAGCCCUAAAUGCACUGAAGGCUACACUUAAGUACUGUACUUCAGUAUAAACGUGAAGCAAUUUUAUUUAAACUGCACUUAUGUACAUGAAAAUACGCUAUUGCUCAAAAUAUGAAAUGUGGUCAAGAAGGUGAAACAAUGUUUAUAAUAGUUUAUAAGUAAUAGUUUAUAAUACAAGAACCAGAAUGUAAACUAUGGUUUGAAUAGAUGUUCCAUUGAUUUAAGAUAUUCCAGGACUCUAGUCUACGAUUAAGAAAUU
Neolamprologus brichardi is the source of this 933-nucleotide messenger RNA. Lineage: Eukaryota; Metazoa; Chordata; Actinopteri; Cichliformes; Cichlidae. The record is from RefSeq and is a predicted model, not a curated record.